This is a messenger RNA of Paramecium tetraurelia, 1011 nucleotides long. RefSeq lists its product as uncharacterized. NCBI's taxonomy places the organism in Eukaryota, Ciliophora, Oligohymenophorea, Peniculida, Parameciidae. The record is from RefSeq and is a predicted model, not a curated record. The transcript has 2 exons. Gene Ontology annotation, biological process: piRNA processing. Gene Ontology annotation, molecular function: RNA endonuclease activity producing 5'-phosphomonoesters, hydrolytic mechanism. Gene Ontology annotation, cellular component: mitochondrion.
AUGGAAGAAGAAAAAUCAGAUUAAGUAACGAUUGAGCCCUUAUUCUUUCCAUCAAAAGAGAACGAAUAAAAGCUAAUUCAAUUUCUCUCCCAAGCCAAAUCAUACAUCCGUAUCUGUGUUUACACAUUCACCAAUAAAAACAUUGUUGCCAAAAUGUUGUAGAUGAUGAAAGAAAAUCCUAAUCUUAAAAUACAAGUCAUCACUGAUGAUGCUUAGACCAAGAUACCCUCAUAAAAAGCUAUUCUGGAUUAGAUAUUGGAAGAAGGAAAGGGCUAGGCUGAAAUCAAACUUGACAAUUCAACAGUUAGUUUGAUGCAUAAUAAAUAUCUAGUGAUUGACACAGAUUAUAUUGCUACAGGUUCUUUUAACUGGACUAAGUCUGCAGUUACAACCAACAAAGAAAACUUACUAUUAAUUAAAAGUAAGAAACUUGUGCAAUAAUUUGAUGAAAACUUCUAAUAACUAUGGAAAGACUUUCAAUUCAUGAACGACAGAAUUCUAUAAUAACAACAAGAAGAAAUUGAUAAAGCAGAACGUUAGAAAUUAAAAGCAGAAAAACUAGCUGAAUAGGCUGCAAAAAAGGCAGAACAAGAAGCAAAUGCUGACCCUAAUAAUCCAAAUCCCACACCAACAGAACCAUAAACCAAACCUAAAAAAGCUCCCAAAGAACCCAAACCACCUAAAGAACCUAAACCUCCUAAGGAACCCAAACCUCCUAAAGAGCCAAAACCACCAAAAGAACCUAAACCACCUAAACCUCCUAAACCUACUAAAGAACCUAAACCACCCAAGGAACCUAAACCCCCCAAGGAACCAAAACCCAUUAAGCAAAAAAUUAGAAAGGUCGCCUAACCUAAGAAAAAGAGGGAAAGUUAAGAGGAUGAAGAUUUUAGUGAUGAUGGAGAGGAAGUCGACGUUUAGAAUGAUGUCGAAGAUGAUGAUGACGAUGUUGCAGAGGAGGAAGAUUCAAUGGAAGACUUUUUAGCAGAAGAUGAUUCUGAAUGUGAUUGA